AUGCGUUUGUUUACUUCAACCUUCAUAGCCGGAACCCUGCUGGGGUUUGGCCUGGCCCAGCUCGAGGUCUCCCCUGACGGUAGCUGUGGCCCUGCAAACGGGUACUCGUGUACCGGAUCUGAGUAUGGCAACUGCUGCUCCGAAGGUGGAGAGUGCGGCGGAACGGACGAAGUUUGCGGUGCAGGAUGCCAGGUGGAUUUUGGACUCUGCGGGCGUGGUGUGGGUGGUGACCCUACUGAUCCGCCUGAAAACGAACCGACAACGACAAGGCGGACGGAACUUCCGGGAACCACUACUACAAGGCGGACAGCCCUCCCCACUAGCGAUCUGCCUGUGGUGUCUACCAUCUACGUCACGUCCACCAUCUUGACUACGAUCCAGACCACCGCGGUCCAGAGCACGUUGAUUACGGUCACCUCAACGAGUGUCGACCGGCUGACGACAACCAUCCCGACCACUGAAGUCCUGACAAGCACGGUUGUUUUGAACACGACAUCAACGCAAUUUACCACUACAACAGCAACCAGCUAUUCCAUCAUUUUCGCCACGGUUUACAACACCAUCAACGUGACCAGCGUCUCAACCGAGUGGGAAACGGCCACCACGACUUCGACACAAACCCUGAACACGACACAAUACUUCAACCAAACCCUCACCUCCACGUUCACCCAGCCUAUCACGCUCACCUCCUACGCCAGCGUGGACGUCACCCGAACCAUCAACGCCACGUCGACGAAACUCCUGACGCAGACGGCCACCAUCCCCUUCACCAUAACCUCCACCGCCACACGCACAGUCAACUCAACCGUGCUCACCACCGAGACCGAAACAACCGAGAUCCCGGUCACCGUCACAACCAUCGACACCGAAUUCACCACCCAAACCGACCUGAUCACAGCCACCACCACCGCCAUCACAACCGCCACCCAAAACAUCACCUCCACCGCCGUCCAAACCCAAACCCAAACCCAAACCCAAACAAUCACCGCCACCGCCCUCGAAACCGCCACCGUAACCAUCACCGAAACAGCAACAGCAACCCCCACCGAACCCACCACUCCACCACUCACCAUCACCGCCACCGCUACCAUCACAGAAACAAUCACCCCAACCGAACCCACCACCCCACCAGCCACCAUCACCGUCACAGAGACAGCCACAGAGACAGCCACCGAGACAGCCACGGCAACCCUGACGCAAACUAAAACACAGACGCUGACACCGGAGAUCCCGCCGCCAGAGCAGACGUUGACGGUGGGGCCGGGGCCGGAUCCCACGACGGGGACGGGGACGGGGACGGGGAGUAGUAGUGCGAAGGUGACUUUGACGGUGGGGGGUGCGUGA
This is a messenger RNA of Chaetomium globosum CBS 148.51, 1344 nucleotides long. RefSeq lists its product as uncharacterized. The coding region runs from base 1 to 1344 and encodes 447 amino acids. The transcript has a single exon. The record is from RefSeq and is a predicted model, not a curated record. NCBI's taxonomy places the organism in Eukaryota, Fungi, Ascomycota, Sordariomycetes, Sordariales, Chaetomiaceae. Gene Ontology annotation, molecular function: chitin binding.